GCGAACGGUUUAAACGAAAGUCAGUGCUGUGCUGUGAGACAAAAUACUCGAAAGUAAACUAAUGGAAGAGCUAUAGUGAUGAUGAAGUAGUUUAUUUCGGACAGAAAAAAGGAUAUUCGCAUUGUAAAGAAUUGCAUUGUAAAAUUUUAACAAGAGUUUCUGAUUUUGAAGUGUAAGCAUGUAAUUUUUUUACAAUACAUUCGAUAAAAUAUAUGCUAGCGCAUGCUAUGUAUUUCCAAUAAUUCGUACCACAUCAAUUCGGUUUCCCUGUGAACAUUAAUCCUUAUCAGUGAGGAUUCCACCGCUACGAGAAGUUGUAAACAAAUUAUUCUUAGUGAAUUGAUAAACGCACCAAAUUCACACUAGUCGACAAAUGACUUCAGACAGAUUGAGUACGGUGAACCCCAGUGGUCAAGGCAACGACAAUUACGGCUUGGAAGUAUCCGUAGAUAUACCACCAAAUGGUCUAUAUUCGGGCAGCAGUGAUUGUAUAAUCCAGGAUGAUGAUCCCAAAAAUAAACGCGGCUGUUGUAAUACAACUGGUGAUUGGCUAAAUCGCACUGCUUCGAAUGUUUUUCGCAAAAAAACGCUCUACAAACGGUUGCCAAUUCUAGAGUGGUUACCCAAAUAUGAUCGGCAGGAUUUUGUCGGUGAUUUGGUGGCUGGUAUAACCGUCGGUUUAACUGUGAUACCUCAGGGAUUGGCUUAUGCAGGCAUAACAGGUCUUGACCUACAGUAUGGUCUCUACGGCUGCUUCUUCGGUUGCUUCAUUUAUGUACUUUUUGGCUCCAGCAAAGAUGUACCUGUCGGCCCUACCGCCAUUGCCGCACUGCUCGUAUUUCAAACUGCAAGGGGUAGCUUGGAGAAAACUAUAUUACUUACGUUUCUCACUGGCAUCAUUGAAGUGCUCAUGGGCAUAUUCCAGCUAGGCUUCCUCAUAGACUUUGUGUCUGGCCCAGUUAGUGCGGGUUUCACUAGCGCUGUGUCGCUCAUCAUUUUCACCUCACAACUCAAGGAUAUACUGGUUGUGAGCACAGAUGGCGAUACCUUUGUCGAAAUGUGGAUUUCAAUAGUAAACGAUAUUCAAAACAUUAGCUGGAAUGAUACGGCUUUGGGCGUUGGUUGCGUCUUUCUGCUGUUGGCCAUGCGCUCUAUGACUAUGGUGAAAAUCGGUCCUAAGGAAGGCAAAAAGUGUUGGCAAAGCGUGAUUGAGAAGACUAUUUGGUUGAUUGGUACAUCACGUAACGCUGUACUUGUGAUAUUGGUUACUAUUUUGGGUUACACGUUGCGUAGCUCAGGCAAAGAUAUUUUCAAAAUGGUCGGUUAUGUGCCAAAAGGUUUGCCGGAAUUCAAAGUACCACCAUUCUCUAUGACCACCUACACCGACACAACCAGCGGCGAAGUUAUUGAGAAACACGAAAAUUUCAUACAGAUGGUGAGCAGCUUGGGUGCGGGUCUCAUAGUAGUGCCGUUGAUUUCAUUGUUGGAGAAUACCGCCUUGGUGCAAGCAUUUGCUGAUGGUAAACCCGUUGAUGCAAAUCAAGAACUUAUUGCCAUUGGUCUUUGCAACAUAGGCAAUUCCUUUGCCCAAGGCUUCCGUGGCAAUGGACCGAUCGCACGUGGCGCCGUAUUGAAUGCUAGUGGAGUUAGAACACAGCUAUCGAAUCUUUACACUGGUAUCAUUGUCAUAUUUUCUUUGCUCUGGCUUACACCUGCUUUCCAAUAUAUUCCAAAAUCCGCACUGGCCGCUAUAAUAUUGGCAGCAGUCAUCUUCAUGGUGCAAUACCGCGUCAUCAAACCGAUGUGGAGAAGUAAAAAAACUGAUCUCAUUCCCGGUCUCAGCGCCUUUGUGGCAUGCUUAUUGUUGCCCCUACAGAUCGGCAUACUCGUUGGCAUUGCCAUCAAUAUCCUCUUUAUUCUAUACAGUGCGGCGCGUCCAAAACUGCGCAUUGAAAUUGCAACGACUUCGAAUGACAUCAAAUAUCUCAUGCUCACUCCCGAUCGCUGUCUGAUCUUCCCAUCGGUUGAGUUUAUGCGAAAUGUGAUUAACAAACAAGGUCGCAAAUCGACGCUACCCGUGGUCAUUGAUUGCACCUAUAUAUAUGGUGCGGACUUCACCGCCGCCAAAGUGGUCUCACAGCUAAUUAAUGACUUCGAAGCGCGCAAUCAGAAGCUCUACUUCUACAAUCUGCAGCAACGUGUCGCGCAGGUAUUUGAGGGCCUCAACAAUAAGCUGAUCGUUAUCUACGACGCUGAGCAUUUGGAAAUGGAGUUAUCUGGCAAAGAAAAUGAAACAAGGCAGUAACAUUGUAGAUGUUGUUUGUGUAACAAAUUAAUUAUUAACUAACAACCACUGAAGCAGAAAAUCGAGUACUAAAGUGUUAAGUGGCGAAAGUAUGUUUGAUACCCGUACACUCUUAUAAAUCGGUUACUUAAUACAACCAUAUCGUCUGCUGUUAAAUGGAUUUUGUGAUAUAUAGUAAUAGCUAAAUUUUUGCAUAUCAAAAUAUUUCCCCAGACAUUGGCGCCUUGACUUAUUUGUAGUGCAGUUUAAAUUAUUAUUUACUCGCUACUACUUCGAUAUUUCUUUGUUCAGUGAUAAUUCCGAAAUAUUUAUAUUACUUUAUUCCAAAGCAAAUAUUUUUUUUUUCGUAAACAUAUUUUCUUUUAUGACGGCAUUUAAACGAAUAUUAGGCCUUUAACCUCUUUUGUAAUAUAUACAAACACACAUACGUAUGUAUAUAUUUUUGAUUAAACCAUUUCUCGGCCAAUUCCAACUAAACCACGCAUACAUACACAAACACAUGUAUAUGCGAUAGAUGUGGUUGCCGCAGAGGCAGCAAAGAAAAAGCUACUCAUAAUCGUCGUAUAAAUGAACAUAAAAGAUGGCGCAAAAUUAAUCAUCCAAUUGAAUUUCAUUGAAUUGAAGAUCUAUUUACUAAGUAAAAAAAUUAUUUUGAGCGAUGGUAAUCUUCAUUUUAUCUCAGUUUGGCGUACGACGCCAUUUGCGCAAAUUAUAAAUCUUCCAAAAGAGUGAUUAAUUUUGCGCCACCUUGUGCAUACAUGCACUCAUAAAACAGCACACUGCGUUUUUUAGUAUUUUAAGGAAAUUAUAACUAUGAACUCUUAUAUUUAUGAACUCUAAUUUCACAAUUAAAAAGCAAGAUGCUUUGACUGCACAAAGGUGUUGGCGGAGUGGGAAAAAUACGAUUUGAAAGCGAAAGCAAGUCAAGUUAUUUGCAAAGCUUUUGCCUGAAGCUUUGCUUAUUGGCUAAGAAAUAUUUUCUGUUACGCGCGGCCUCCCAAAUAAUAUUGUUUACGAUAUUCUUAAGAGUUUCGUUGCACAUUAAUAACCUUGCGAACUAUUGUCCAAAUAUUUUUAAUGUCAAAAAAGAGCUUAUGUAAAUUAUUAAAUAAACAAGGAGUUUUGCUGGUUUUAGAUUCCUAUAUUCCAGCUGGGAAUGUAACACCUUUAAAUAAUUAUGAUAAACGAAAAAAACAUAAAAUUAUAAAAACAUUACUAAUGGAACAAAUACGUAUUUCUUAUCCAAUAACUGUAAGAAAACAAUUUGCUAAACUAACAUUUUUUUCACUUUUAAAAUUUAUUAUGCGGGUUGCUGCCGGUGCCUUCAUCAAAUACAAUGUGUAAAACACCUAAUUGUAAUUAAAAAUGUACUUACAUAUAUAAACAAUAUAUGCAUAUAUGCAUCUAUUUAUAAAAACAAAAUAUUCACACACAUUCUCGAACUCCUAUGGCCGCCUUUUUUGCCUAAAAACUUAUUGUAAAUAUUAACUAAUGCAUUCCCAGAUCUGAUCGGAGUUAUGUGCAUAAAAAAAUAAAUAUAAGUAGUUGUCAAUUUGUAUAGUUUUAUAUACAAUUGUUAAGUUUGUCGCUUCAACAUAUAGACGAUUAAUUUUAAGAACAAAGAACAAUAAAAUAUAA
Messenger RNA from Anastrepha ludens (Mexican fruit fly), 3943 nucleotides. RefSeq names its product sodium-independent sulfate anion transporter. Gene Ontology annotation, cellular component: membrane. The coding region runs from base 374 to 2305 and encodes 643 amino acids. NCBI's taxonomy places the organism in Eukaryota, Metazoa, Arthropoda, Insecta, Diptera, Tephritidae. Gene Ontology annotation, biological process: transmembrane transport. The transcript is spliced from 6 exons. The record is from RefSeq and is a predicted model, not a curated record. Gene Ontology annotation, molecular function: sulfate transmembrane transporter activity.